Galendromus occidentalis (western predatory mite) is the source of this 807-nucleotide messenger RNA. Its product is annotated as signal peptide, CUB and EGF-like domain-containing protein 3. The transcript is spliced from 6 exons. Bases 1 to 807 code for a protein of 268 amino acids. Lineage: Eukaryota; Metazoa; Arthropoda; Arachnida; Mesostigmata; Phytoseiidae. The record is from RefSeq and is a predicted model, not a curated record.
AUGGGGAUCAGCUCGCAAGUUUACGGGGUGGAUCGGAUGAUUCAAUCGACAAAGCAAGCUCGUCAUUGUGUCAACAGAAGUUGCGGCAUGUGUCCCGAGGGAACAUACACAGGAGAUGAAUGCUCCUGCUGCAUGAACAACGGCUACUGCCCGGAUCCGAUACUAUCGUUUUGUAAAAAGUGCAAACCGGGGACUUUUUCAUCUAAGCAAGGCCAAAAAGUAUGCGAGUCGUGCCGGGAAGGUUCCUUCGUCAAAGAGUCGGGCGCUACCAAAUGCAACAAAUGUCCGCUGGGGACAUUCUGCAAUAAAAGUGGAUGCACGGAGUGCACGUCGUGUCCACCUGGAACUGAAGCUCCCGCUGUGGGGAAAUCCGAGUGUUCGCGGUGUCCUCCAGGAACAAUGAAACCCCACGGGGGUCCGGGGAGCUGCAUUCGAUGUCGGAAAGGAGCCUACAACAUCAUCUUCGGCUCGACGGAAUGCAUUGAUUGUCCAGCGGGCUUCUUCUGCGAGCAUCAGUGGCAAGCUCCGAUAGAAUGUCCCAAGGAUUCGAUUUGCCCCGCGGGUUCCGAGACACCGAUCGAAUGUAAACCCCCGCUGUUCAAGAAACAUGGAUAUCAGUGCUACCUCGCGGAUCCCAUGAUUGCACUCAUUGUAUCGUCGAUCAUCCUGUCGACGCUUGGCGGCAUGUUUGCCAUCGCUCGUUAUUACGUGCGACAGACCCGACGUUAUUCGGUGAAUCAAGAAACCGCGUCCUUGAUGCAAGCCCAUAACAACAGCCAGAUGAAUUCCACUCUAUCCGGUUUCUGA